AUGUGGGUCUGUGCAUACAAGUUUGACGAGAAUGGGUAUAUUCUCAAGUUCAAAGCUCGUAUUUGUGCAAGAGGAGACCUUCAAUGGACAGACCAGGAGACCUACGCUGCCACUUUAGCUGCACAAACGUUCCGUGCAACAACAGCCAUUAUUGCAGCCUACGACUUAGAAACCCGAUCAUACGACGUAAUCAACGCCUACGUUAAUGCCAGAUUAAAACAACCAAUCAGAUGUAAGUGUCCUGAGGGAUACGAACAAAGUGGGUUGGAAUGGGAAGUAAUCAUGGCUUUGUAUGGCCUCAAAGAAUCAGCCCGUCUCUGGUAUGAUGAUAUUGUCAAGACCCUCGCUGAGUUUGACCUCUACCCAGUCCCUGGAGUCCAUUGCCUCUUCUCAAAUAGCUGGCUUACCCUUAACUUACUAUGA
Molecule: messenger RNA, 423 nt
Organism: Hymenoscyphus albidus
Lineage: Eukaryota; Fungi; Ascomycota; Leotiomycetes; Helotiales; Helotiaceae
Source: the annotation of a GenBank genome assembly